Messenger RNA from Rotaria sp. Silwood1, 786 nucleotides. The record is from the annotation of a GenBank genome assembly. NCBI's taxonomy places the organism in Eukaryota, Metazoa, Rotifera, Eurotatoria, Philodinida, Philodinidae.
AUGCCUUUUAAUCAGACAUGUUCAUCUACAUUACUUUGGCGUAUUGAAACAUUACCUCCAUCAUAUAUUUUUGGUACUAUUCAUAUUCCUUACAAUCUUGUUUGGCCAUAUGUACCGAAAGAAGUUCGAAAAGCAUUUAUGUCAAGUACACAUUAUUAUGCAGAAAUCGAUGCAAAAAGUUAUGUUUUUUGGGAUGAUUUUCUUCUAUGCAUAGUAAAUCAAUCAAAACGAAUAGAACGAUCAACUGAUUCUGUUAGUCAAGAUGAAAUACUUGAUGUAUAUUUAUCAGUAGAAGCUCGUCGUUUAAAUAAAACUGUAGGUAGUUUAGAAUCAGCUGAAUAUCAUUGUAAGAAAGAAGGUUGGCGUCAUAAUUUAACAACAUGGAUAAUAAUUUUGGACUAUAUUAAAAAUACAAUGAUAAAUGGAACAUUUAGUAUUGAUGAUAUAAAACAUCAGAUAAAUGAAUCGACAAUCAAAGAUUAUAUUUGCAAUGAAAUUGAUAGUAAAUAUAUAAAAACUUUACUUGAAACAAAUGACGAAAUGCAGCAUAUGGAACAACGUGAUGAACAAAUAUCAAGACAUAUUCAUAGAUUAUUAAAUAAUUCGAAUAAUAAUCGAUAUUUUUUUGCUGUUGGUGCUGCACACAUGUUAGGUAAACGUCAAAAUUUGAUAGUUCGAUUAAAAAAAUUUGGAUAUAAAAUUACUCGAAUUUGUACAUAUCAAAAACGUAUUAUGAAAGAAUUUGGUUCAAAAAUAUUAAUUAAUUAUUUAAAAACAAAACUUUAA